AUCCGGGCAACUGAGCGCUCGGGGCCUUUUCAAAUCGGGAUCCGUUACCGCUUCCCCGGCUGCCGCCAUUGUCGCGCUCGGAGCCCCUCAGCGCAGGCGGCCGAGGCGGAGGCAGCGGCGGCGGGAUGGCGGAUGCCGACAAGGCCGAGGUGGCUGGGGCGGUUGGCGACGACAGCCUGCCCCAGCAGCCCGCGGAGCCGCCGGGCGAGCCCCGGCGAGAACCGCACCCCCCGGAGCCGGAGAAGCAGCAGCCGCCGCACAGCAGCAGCUCCAAUGGCGUUAAAAUGGAGAAUGAUGACUCAGUGAAAGAAGAGAAAUCUGACUUAAAAGAAAAAUCUACAGGAAAUAAGAAGGCCAAUAGAUUUCAUCCUUAUUCAAAAGACAAGAAUUCCAGCACUGGAGAAAAGAAGGGUCCAAAUCGUAACAGAGUUUUCAUUAGUAACAUCCCGUAUGACAUGAAAUGGCAAGCUAUUAAAGAUCUAAUGAGAGAAAAAGUUGGUGAGGUUACAUACGUGGAGCUCUUUAAGGAUGCGGAAGGAAAAUCAAGGGGUUGUGGUGUUGUUGAAUUCAAAGAUGAAGAAUUUGUAAAGAAAGCACUAGAAACUAUGAAUAAAUAUGAUCUUAGUGGAAGACCUCUAAAUAUCAAAGAGGAUCCUGACGGAGAAAAUGCUCGUAGGGCGUUGCAACGAACAGGAGGAUCAUUUCCAGGAGGACAUGUCUCAGAUAUGGGAUCGGGGUUGAUGAAUUUACCACCUUCCAUUCUCAAUAAUCCAAAUAUUCCUCCUGAGGUUAUCAGUAAUUUGCAGGCUGGUAGACUUGGUUCCACAAUUUUUGUUGCUAAUCUUGACUUCAAAGUUGGUUGGAAGAAGCUAAAGGAAGUGUUCAGCAUAGCUGGAACGGUAAAGCGGGCAGAUAUUAAAGAAGACAAAGAUGGCAAGAGCAGAGGAAUGGGCACUGUCACUUUUGAGCAAGCAAUUGAAGCAGUUCAAGCAAUUUCUAUGUUCAAUGGGCAAUUUUUAUUUGAUAGACCUAUGCAUGUGAAAAUGGAUGACAAGUCUGUCCCUCAUGAAGACUACCGUUCACAUGAUAGUAAAACACCACAAUUACCACGUGGUCUUGGAGGCAUUGGAAUGGGACUUGGUCCAGGGGGACAGCCUAUUAGUGCCAGCCAGUUGAACAUAGGUGGUGUCAUGGGAAAUUUAGGUCCCAGUGGUAUGGGAAUGGAUGGUCCAGGUUUUGGAGGCAUGAAUAGAAUUGGAGGAGGAAUUGGGUUUGGUGGUCUAGAAGCAAUGAAUAGCAUGGGAGGAUUUGGAGGAGUUGGCCGAAUGGGAGAACUGUACCGUGGCGCGAUGACUAGUAGCAUGGAGCGAGAUUUUGGACGUGGUGAUAUUGGAAUAAAUCGAGGCUUUGGAGAUUCCUUUGGUAGACUUGGCAGUGCAAUGAUUGGAGGGUUUGCAGGAAGAAUAGGAGCUUCUAACAUGGGUCCAGUAGGAUCUGGAAUAAGUGGUGGAAUGGGUGGCAUGAGCAGUGUGACUGGAGGAAUGGGGAUGGGACUAGACCGGAUGAGCUCCAGCUUUGAUAGAAUGGGACCAGGUAUAGGAGCUCUACUGGAAAGGAGCAUCGAUGUGGAUCGAGGAUUUUUAUCGGGCCCAAUGGGAAGCGGAAUGAGAGACAGAAUAGGCUCCAAAGGCAACCAGAUUUUUGUCAGAAAUCUACCUUUUGACUUGACUUGGCAGAAACUAAAAGAGAAAUUCAGUCAGUGUGGUCAUGUAAUGUUUGCAGAAAUAAAAAUGGAAAAUGGAAAGUCAAAAGGCUGUGGAACGGUCAGAUUUGACUCCCCAGAAUCAGCUGAAAAAGCCUGCAGAAUAAUGAAUGGAAUAAAAAUCAGUGGCAGAGAAAUUGAUGUUCGCUUGGAUCGUAAUGCAUAAUUUCAAACGAGGGCUGGAACAUUCCUACAUCUGUUUUGCCGAAUCUUCUAGUAAAAGUCAUUUUUUAAGUAAUACUGUAUGCUUACAAAAGCUGUAAAAAUGAACUUUAAAUUCCCACCAGCUUUUAACAAGAUAAUGUUAAAAAAUACUGUGAUUUUUGUUAAUCUCCAGUUUGGGUUUUUAAAGGACAGCAAGUCUGGUCAUUCAGUUUAAAUGAAUGGUUAUACUGUUUUUAAUUAAAUAAGUCAUUUUCUUGUUGUUUCAAGUACUACAUAGUGGGAUUUAUUUGUUCUAGUUUCUCCGAAUUUUAUCAACUUAUUGUAAGGUAACGUGUAGAUGGUUGUUUCAAAAUUUCUGCUUUAUAAUAUGUAAUUGUCCAUGAAAUGAAAGGGCUCAGACAAAAUUAGGAUGUGAUUUUUGUUGGUUUUAAAUUACUUUUCUUUUGAGGAAAAAGAAUUACUGUAAGUAAGGUUUAGAUUCUAAAGUUCAUGGUGUUUUUUAUUUGACUUAAAUGAAGAAAUGAAUUUUUCAUUCUCUGUUCUUUGGAACCAUUUACAUUUUCCACAUAACACUAUUAAUAAUAUCAACCUCCACAGCCCCUUAUUUUAUUGUUUCCAAUAAUUCCAAGUUCAUAUAGAACUGACAAUAUAGCAAGCCCCAAGUAUAAUACUAGGCAGACAACUCCUAAUUUUCUAUCUAGUUUCCACCCAUUGAAGUGAAUUGCUAAAAAAAGAAAAAUAAUUGAAAUGUUGAGAGAGAUGGUUAUGUAAGUUAGUCCUCUGCUGUUCACCUCAACAGGAGUUAAUGGAUUUAUAAACACAGUUUUAAUAAACCAUGGAACACCUAGGCAUAGCAUAUCAAACACAUUGGAUCCCACGAUGUUAGACAUAGCCAUAUCUCCUUGACCUGCAAAAGAAGCAUGUUGUCAAAAUGUGCAUACCAAUGCUGUAUUUUAUUAAUAAUCUUCAUAAGAAAAGAACACUGGAUGCUCUUUGUUGUUGAUUGCUUUUGGAAAGUUGUUAUUAGAGCAAAAGUCUUAAUUUGUAAUUUAAAAUUUUUCUUGGGUUAGUAUUUAAAGUCUUAACAUUUAUUUAAUAAUUAUUUAUUAAACCAUUUUUUUCAUAAGUAUGUAGCUUACUCAUUGCUUUUCAUCCUAAUUUACCAUGGUUAGUUAUUUAACACACAUUUCAGAUGACUUCUUGGGGGAUUAGAACGAGUGAAAUCAACCUGCUAUUAAAUAGUAUACUUCAGCUACUUUUUUUUUCAUUCAAAGUAUGUUACUGAGGGAGAAAUAUUUUGAAAGCUACCUUUACAUAGUGUAUUUCAGUCAGGCUUGAAGAAUGGGCUUUGCAGACUGAGGGUCCUAGAUCUUACCUUUUCUUGCAACCAACACACUUGCAACUGUGUCUGGUAUGCUUGUUCCUGCUGCUAAUAAAGUGAGGCCCAUUACUGUGUCUGGAAUUUCUAGUGUUUCUCCUACAAUAAACAUAGAUAUUAUAAGUUAUGAAUCUUAAAGAUCCAGUUAACACUCUCUGCAGGUAUUUUAGAUGUUUUUUUCCUUGAAUAAAAAUGAAGUAAGCAGUUAGGUUUCAGACUAAGCCAAAUAAUUUGAAUCAGGUUGGAAAUUUGGGGAACCCAGGUAGCUCAGAUUUUUAAUGACAAGUAUGUAAAAGCAAAAAUUCUACCCCCGAAAAAGUCCCCCUAUUUGUAUCUUUAGUGAAUUUAUAAUUGCUGUUUUCAGGGCUGUUGCUUAGUAGAUGCUAAUGACAGGUCAUCUCCUCGUGUGAAAUUUAGGUAGAAUUAAAUUAUUUCUAGUAUUUUUAAAGCUAUAAUUGUAUUAACAUGUACACUUUUUUUUUAAGUCCUACCUUAGUAACACACCUUAAUUUACUGUUUCUUUGGCAAAGUCCAUAAAUCUUUGAGGAAAACAUGACCUAUUUGUUUUCUAUUUGAGCCUUUUUAACAUAUGGUCCCAAUUUAUUAAUACUUUUGUUUAAUUUGAUGUCUGUUCAACAUUUUUCAGAAAUGUAUUCAUUAUGGGAAACAGAACCAGAGGAAGGUUAAAAAAAAAAAAAAAAGGACAUGUAACUACUCUUUUAAUGUUGUAAUUGGUAACUUGAUUUAGAAUCCUUCCAUUUUUCUUUCCUUUAUUUUUCUUAAACUGUCAAAAGAACUUAAUUAGAAUGUAGCUUACUUAUUGCAUGCUUCUCUGUUGAUACUGGAAUUGGUUGUUAAUUUUUGUUACUUUGCUAGAGUUCAUAUGGACAUAAAUAACACUAAUACUUAUCAUCUUGGGGGCUGUUCUGUGAUCUAUUGCUUGACUUUGCUCUCUUCAUAUUUUCCUGGUAUCAAAUGUGUUCUGACUUAAAGUUAGGAUAGAUUUAACAUGCAAACUAAUGGGAUUUCAAAAACAUCUUCCUCACCAAAAAAAUGCAAAAAGAAAAAGAUAUUGUGUUCUUUGGUAGCAAACUAUUGAAAUGCUUAUGUUUUAAUUUGGGAAAAGUUAGGGUUAGCAAAUUUCUUUUUUGUGUAUGAAGGACCAGAUAGUAAUUAUUUAGGCUUAAUAGGCUUUAUAGCCUCUUUUGCAGUUACUCAGCUCUGCCAAUGCAGUGUGAAAGCAGUCAUAGAUAAUAUGUAAAUCAGUGGGCCUAUGUGUGCAGUAAAAUUUCAAUAUUAAAAAUAGGCCAGGUGAUUUGGGCACACAAGCCAUAGUUUGUUUAUUUCAUGUAAGUCAAUGUAGCUUAAUCUUUUUGGGAGAAAUUUCUGAUUUUUUUGCCUAUAUUUGAUUUUUCAGUUGGGGAAUAGAGUGCAUAAUAGCUAGGCCGUAUAGUUAAAUUUUAGCCAUGCACAUAGUAGAAAUCUAAAGUGAAACUUUACUUUAAACCCUUUUUACUCAUAAUAUACCCUGUUUAUAUUGCUGUAUUGAAAAGCAAAAUAGAGUACAACCAGUUAAACAGUGAGCACACAUUGUUUUCCUAAAACACUGAUUCCCUGUCUAUUUUUCACAAUUCAAUAUAAAGAAUCUAUUGUGGACUCCCAUGCAAUGUGAUUUAAUUAUUCAUAUUAGCAUAAAGGAAGCCAUCCUGUGAAUUUAAUUCCAUUUAUAAGGUGAUCCCUUGAAUUAUACCCUAGUCUGUAUAAUAGUGAGAAUACAGCUGAUAUGUAAUAUGCAACUGAAAAAUCUUGUUAUAUUAAUAUUUAAUCUUUUUGUAAAUAGUCCUAAUCUUUAGGCUUGCUGAAAAAAUUUGCUCCCUAGCUAUGUUAUUUUAAGAACAUAUGCAAUUUUUUCUUAUAAAAUUAUUUUAUUUUUAAAUUAUACUAUUGUAUUUUAAAUACAUACCUGUUAUUGUGACCAUCCAAACCAGUAUAUAUGUAAAUGCAGAUAUCCAUAGUGCUGACAUGAGAAAGGUUAUCAUAAAGUAGUUUCUCCAAAAUUUUCUUCUACAAUCUGGUGUGGUUAGAAAAAGUAAUGUAAUAAUAGGAAGUGAUAAUACCCAAAAAAUUCUUUUUACGUCUGCUUCAGGCAUGCUGAAAACACUUGGUGGAUCUGUUGUAAAAAAAAAAUAAACAAUUUUGAGUUUUCUCAAAUGGCCGAUUAAGUUAGAACUGCCCAUUUAGAUGUAAUAUUGAAAUAAAUUAGCUGUAUCAGUUUUUAAAAGGCUAUUUAAAACAUUUGAAUGUGUCAUUACUGAUAUUGCUGGCAAAAAGAAGCUAAUUGAAACUCCAGGGCAGUAAGACUUAACACUCAGCAUUUCUUGACUUGGGGCUUUCAAUCCAUCAUACUGUCUUGGACCAUUCACUAAGUAUGUUAUUGUGUUUAUGGAGUGACAAUUUGAAAUCUCUUGGUUUUCUGCACCGUGGAUUGGUUUCAGUAACUUUGUGCUUAUGCAAUUAACCUGGUUUCUGCCCCAACUAUUCCAGUUGCCUCCGCUUUCCAAUACUGAUGAUGCUUCCGGCCUGCUUUAUGUAUCUGACAAUACAUACUUAGAAAUUAUAAAAUAAUUACAGCACAAUCUUUUUAUAAAGUUGCACAUUCCUUGCAAAUUCUUAUUGUGAUUUUUUUGGCCUAUUUCUUUGAUUCUUUUUAUUUACUAAAUUCACACUUAAUGAUUUUUAGAAAAAAUCUUAAAAAAAUAGACUUAGGAUACCAUCUAUAAUCCAGUUUAUAAAACUUGGUUGUCUUAUUCAGUUUGUUUUAAGUUAGUGGAAGACUAGUAUAACAACAUACUGGACAAAAAUGAGGGUUCACUUUAAAAUUGUUUGAAAUUUGUAUGACAUUUACAAAUAACAUGAGUCACACUACAGCUAAUUGCAGUAAAAAUAAACUUUUUAUAAAAAAGGUUGCCAAGCCUCAAUCAGUGUACCAUUAAGUAAUAUUAGAUAUAUUUUUAAUGUAAUACAAGACUUGGACUGGCUCUUUCGAGUGUCUUGUUAUAAAACUUAAGAGAUGCUGGCCCCUAAAACCUGAAAAACUAGAAGCUAUAAGAUGUGUAACAAUGGAAAAAAGUCCUGAUUAAAUUGCUGUAAGUAGUGAAUUAGAAUAAUUUCCCUUCCCAAUGCACAUAACUAAAGCUAGAAUCUAUUUUAUAGGAUCAUUUAUCAAAAAGGAACAUAUAAAAUUAUAUUUCUGGCUGUAGCUGAAUUUGACUUUCUACAGAACAUACUUAAAUAAGUAUUUUGCUGUUGCUUUAAACAUGUCUAAAUCUCACUGGUUUUCUUCUUUCCUUGAAACCAGCCCCUUUGCCUAAAUUCCCAGUUUUUAUGUUAUUUUCCCAUUUUCUCAAUCAAGAUCAAAGCACUGGGGUUGUAUUUGCUCUUUUUUCUGGCUGAAUAUUGUUCCUCAGUUGCUAAGUCUUGAUUCUUUCUCUGUAUUUUCUCACAUCUGUUCUAUUUCAUUCACACUGUCUUCAUUUUGUCUAGACAUCUAGUCAGCUUGUCAGCUGUAAUAAUUUAGUGCUUCUGUGAACAACAUUUCAAGGAACUAUUUCUGAAGUACAAAUCUCCUAAUUUCCAUCCUCACUAAUCUUCCAAGUUUAUUACAGUAGCAUUAAAAACUCUUCCUGCUUUCCUCUGCUCCCUUACAAUAUUUAUAAUCAUACAGGUUGAGCAUCCCUAAUCCAAAAUCAGAAAUACCACCAAGUCUGAAACUUUUUGAGUACUGGCAUGACACCACAAGUGGGAAAUUCCAAUCUGACCUCAUGUGAUGGGUCAAAGUCAAAACACAGGCACAAUAAAAUUAUUAUAUAGAAUUGCCUUCUGUGCAUAAGACAUACAUGAGACAAAUGCAUUUUAUUUAGACUUCGAUCCUAUCCAUUAGAUACCACAAUAGGUAUAUGCAAAUCUUUCCAAAUCCCCAAAUAUUUCUGAUCCCAAGCAUUUCGGGUAAUGGAUACUCUGCUGUGCUCCAGUUAAGCUACUACAUGAACAAGUCUUUGGCUUAUGGUGUUUUCUGGGCUUCAAUUCAUAGAAUAUACUCUUAGCUCUGCGUCAUUUAUGUAAUAAAGAUUUCACUAGCUGUUUACUAUCCGGUAUAACAUCUCCUUAUAGUUAAAAUCUUACCUGUUCUCUUUUCUGUAAAAUCAUCCUUAUCAAGUUUUAUACCAUCUGUCCCAUUUAUGAACUACAGUUAUAUUUUAUUUCUGGAUCUCUUUAUAGUACUUAGACCUUAACAUUUUAGUUUUUUUCCCUUGCCAUACCAGAAGCACCUUAAGGAUAGAGGCUCUUUCUUUAAUAUCCGCAUCCCCAGUGUCUUUUACAUAAUAAAUCGUAGUGAGUAUCAGUACUUGCUGAAUUGAAGUGGGAUUCUUUUUUUUUUUUUCCUCCCAAGAAACCUUUUAUUUAAUGAGUACAAAUUUCCUAAGUACAACUUUAGGAAUAUAGUGAUUCUUCCCACCAUACCCUCCUUCCUACCCCCAACUGAAGUGGAAUUCUGAACGUUUCAAAUGAAUAGACUUAAUAAUAUGAUAUAGUUAGUACCUUCAGAACCCUGACUGAGACCAUGUAGACUUAUGGAAAGCUGGGAAUAGCCAGAAUCUUCAUGAAAAAUUCCACUAUCAGUUCUUGAUUGCCGACGACUGAAUGGUUGACCUUCCUCUUCCCAUCCCAUCAGUGGCUGCUGUUCAGUUCUCUCCUCCAUAGCUUUAGCAAGACAGGUGCAGCAAGAACUGCAUUUCUUUACUAUAUAUUGGUUAAUUUUAUUGUCAAAACACAGCACCAAAACAUACAAUCCAUAUAUCAAAAGGAGUAAAGUCCCUUCAUACCUAUAAAUUAAAGAGAGAUUUGUGUUUUUCAGUUAGCAAAAUUCAUUUUAGAGUUAAUAGCUUUUAGGCAGCAUCUGCUUAAUAAUUUUCUAAUAAAGACAUUAAAACAAUCAAAUGAAGACUUCUACAUAUUUGUGUUUUGUAGACUUGUCCAAACUUGAGUAUAACAUUGUCAGUUUCUUAAAAGACUGAUACUUCUUUCUUUAUAAAAUAUUAUAAAUUAAUUAUCUUCAUUUGUAGAUUCCUUCCAAAUGGCAGGCAUAAGACUGCCUUGAAAGUAAUCAUUGGAGGUUUUCAAAAUAAAACUAAUGAAUAGUGAUGGCAUUUGCCACCUCAGUUCACUGGCAUAAUUAGUGCCCAAAACUAUGUGAUAGUUAGAAAAAGAAUGUAGUAUCUAUUCACUCACUUUCCAAUAUGGAAUUUUUUAAUAAAAUAUUCAGAAUGUGUUAGAUUUUGUCUGGGGCCUUUCAGUUUUCUAUGUAGAGAUUUUUGGGUGAUUUUAAUAUAGGUGCAUUUGCUUGCAUUCACAGGAGAAAUACAGUUGCCUCUAAAAUUACCCCUUAGGCAUCAAGAACUACUUCCCAGUAUUCUGCUUUCCUACUUAAAGAACUGUAAUUAGCUAACACAAGAUCCCUAAUUCUUGCAUUUACCUUUUAUUAAUAGCCAGUAAAUCUCUACUACAACUGAAAGAACAGAGUUCCUGAUUUUCCUAGUGGAGGAAGCAUUAGCUUGGAUACUUUGACUGUUACAGUCCCUGACAGACAACUGAUGAAUUCCAGAAGGAUUCCUGCUAUACCAAUACAAUAUUUUUUUUUUUUGGAAGACCGACUGCAUGUCAGGGAGAUUGAUUUUAAAAUUCCCUGUGCUAGAUUUUAUUUCUUGAUAGCAGGUAUGAUGCAGUGCUGUUAAGUUGUAGUGUUCCAACAUGCACAUUUACAUUGUUUUCAUGUCCUGGAAGUUCCUAUGAUGCCUAACAUAGUCAUAAAUACCUAGUGGAUGCCUGGUGCUUACUAGUUGAAAAGGUUUAUCCACUCACUCUUUUUUCAUUUUCUUGUACAAAUUGGGCAUAGGGAGAUUAUGGGAAAGCAAACAAAUUUUAAUAGUGAUGAUUAAAUAUUAUUGGUUCUUAAAGAAGGCUACAGUAACUCCUGCUAACCAAGAAACAGAAGUAUUUGGAGGGAUUUAAUGGGAAUUCUUUUACUUCCUCCAUCAUCUUUUUCCAAUAUUUUGUGACCAUGACCACUUAUCAUCAAAGCAAGGUAAGCAAUAGCCCAGUAAAAGAAAGAAAACAAACAAGAAAACCAAACAACUCUUUGGGCUUUAAUGGACAACAAAAGUUGGCAAAUUCUGAAUAGGCAGCCAGGAUGGAAGGACAAGUGUUAGUCUCCAGUGACCAGUGAGAAAGACGAGAAGCUGGGAGGUGACUAGAAAGAAAUCACUAAGUUGUGAGAAGAACCCAACAAGUGAUUGUGAUGAGGAAGUUGCUUCAGAGACCCCUUGGAAUAUGGUGUAGAAGUAGUAACAUUUCUGGAACAAAAAAUACUGAACCAUCAAUUUAGUAAAGUCCUCUCUAAUUGUUUUACAUAAGAGUAAAAUUAUUUCUUUUUUUAUUUCUUUUUUUAUUUAGUAAAUAUAAAUUUUCAAAGUUCAGUUAAUGGAUUACAAUGGCUUCCCCCCCCAUAAUUUCCCUCCCACUCACAUCCCUCCCAUCUCCCACUCCCUCUCCCAUUCCAUUCACAUCAAGAUUCAUUUUCAAUUAUCUUUAUAUACAGAAGAUCAAUUCAGUAUAAAGUAAAGAUUUCAUCAGUUUGCACCCACACAGAAACACAAAGUGUAAAAUACUGUUUCAGUACUAGUUAUAGCAUUAAUUCACAUUGAACAACACAUUAAGGACAGAUCCCACAUGAGAAGUAAGUACACAGUGACUCCUGUUGUUGACUUAACAAUUUGACACUCUUGUUUAUGGCGUCAGUAAUCUCCCUAGGCUCUAGUCAUGAGUUGCCAAGGCUAUGGAAGCCUUUUGAGUUCGCCGAUUUCGAUCUUAUUCCGACAGGGUCAUAGUCAAAGUGGAAAUUCUCUCCUCCCUUCAGAGAAAGGUACCUCCUUCUUUGAUGGCCCGUUCUUUCUACUGGGAUCUCACUCGCAGAGAUCUUCCAUUUAGGUCUUCUUCUUCUUUUUUUUUUUUUUUUCCCAGGGUGUCUUGGCUUUCCAUGCCUAAAAUACUCUCGUGGGCUCUUCAGCCAUAUCCGAAUGCCUUAAGGGCUGAUUCUGAAGCCAGAGUGCUAUUUAGGACAUCUGCCAUUCUAUGAGUCUACUGUGUAUCCCGCUUCCCAUGAUGAAUCGUUCUCUCCCUUUUUGAUUCUAUCAGCUAGUAUUAGCAGACACUAGUCUUGUUUGUGUGAUCCCUUUGACUCUUAGACCUAUCAGUGUGAUCAAUUGUGAACAGAAAUUGAUCACUGGGACUAGUGAGAUGGCAUUGGUACAUGCCACCUUGAUGGGAUUGUAUUGGGAUACCCUGGCAUGAUUCCAACUCCACCAUUUGGGGCAAGUCCGAUUGAGCAUGUCCCAAAUUGUACAUCUCCUCCCUCUCUUAUUCCCACUCUUAUAAGAGCACCAAAGGGGAAACCUGUUGAAGUGAAAUGGACACUAUGAGAAACAGUGACUUGAUCAGCUCUUGUCCUGACUGUUGAUGUACAAUGUAAUACUUUAUCCAUUUUAGUAUUUUCUCUUUGUUUUGUUCUAGUACUAUUGGUUGAACUAGGUGAUUAACACACAAUUAUUCUUAGGUUUUUAAAUUUUAACUGAAUAGAGUAAAAUUAUUUCAACUUACCAGUAAACUUGGUUGUCAAAUAUUAUGCCAAAAAUUGCUGCUACACUGAUGGCAUAUGCUGCACAGUCUCUGAAUAGGGGCCAACAUGAUAGUGUUGAAACCUGUAAGAUGACAGUUUACUGUUUGCAUUACAGGGUGAGUCAUUCAAGUACAAUGCUUAGUACAAUACUAAAAUUGUAUGUUUGUAGUUAAAUAUUGUUACCUUUUUCAUAUUGCUUAAAGAAAAAAGAAAAUUGUGUUUCUGAACCUAUGUUGACUUUCAUAAAUUUGACAAAGAGCUGUUAGUGGGUUAACCUUUAAAUUGAAUACAUGUUGUUUUUCUACUAAUUAAUAAAUUUGAUUGAACAUG
Oryctolagus cuniculus (rabbit) is the source of this 11367-nucleotide messenger RNA. It is a transcript of the gene MYEF2, whose product is annotated as myelin expression factor 2. NCBI's taxonomy places the organism in Eukaryota, Metazoa, Chordata, Mammalia, Lagomorpha, Leporidae. The record is from RefSeq and is a predicted model, not a curated record. Gene Ontology annotation, molecular function: mRNA binding. Gene Ontology annotation, cellular component: ribonucleoprotein complex; nucleus; cytoplasm.